Messenger RNA from Neolamprologus brichardi, 1126 nucleotides. The record is from RefSeq and is a predicted model, not a curated record. Lineage: Eukaryota; Metazoa; Chordata; Actinopteri; Cichliformes; Cichlidae.
AACUGGUUUGCGAUGCACAUUUUGUGUCUUAACACCCAUACUAAAUGUAAGAAGUAAAAGACCACAUCAGAAAAACAGUGUGGGUGACAACCUUGCUAGAUUUCCUCUGUACUGGCUGUUCGACCACUUCCGAUGUGUCAGGCUCAUUUAAGCUGUUAAGCUCAAUCUAAAACCUUUAGCUGAGAGGCAGAGUUUGUGAUCUGUGUUUUUUAUGAGCAGUAAUGGUACAGCCAGGAUGCUUCAUGUUGGGUUUUAUUUCUGCGGGGACAGGAAUUUCUCCCAUAUGAAACAGAAAGGCUUCAUUUUCAUCUUUUUACUUGUUUGGAACUUCUCUACUUUCUCAGGAAACAUGACUGUUAAUAUAAAUGAGCAACGUGAUAUUUUGCCAGUUGCAGCACAACUUAAUUUUUCGCUGGGAUGUCGAGCUGUGAUACCGUGUCAGCAUUACAUCCAUCGAUCAGACUCUUUCAAAUGGUUUUACAAGAAGGACCAUAGCAGUAAGCAGGUUCAGUUAUUCUUCCGAGAUAAGAGUGGAGUGCAAUAUCAUCAAAUGUCCAAUCCCAAAUUGAAAAUUGGAUCCAAUCAUUCCUUGGUUAUCAGUUCUUUUACUGAGGAUGAUGAAGGUGUGUACUGGUGUGAAACAUGCCAAGAAACAUGCCAAAAGUCCACUGACAUCAUAGUGAAGAAAGAGACGUGGAAAUUAGCCAAUAAGACAGUUUACAUUGUUGCUGGCAGCAGUUUUCAGCACACAUGUUCAAGUAAACUUGAUAAAAUAAACUUUUGGACUUUUGAAGCAACGACUGCUGUUGGGAAAUCAGAACUAAGAGCAACAACAGACAAUUUGACUUUCAACAAGUCUAUAUAUAUUGGAAAUGUCAGAAGAGAAGAUGUUGGUAAAUAUACCUGCUGGAUGACUAGUUGUGUCGGACACAGUAUUAAGCGAGUCACUAUCAAUUUGUGUGUAGUUACAGUAAGGAUUCAUCUGAUUCUUGCGCUGUGACGUGCGGCAUGAAAUCAAAUAAUCCAAACAGAACUUCAACUACAUCUGUGCCUGUACAUCCACACGGGUCCCUAAAGUGCAAUAUAGAUUCAGUGUUUGAUGGAUACACUACAGUUACUACCACUC